Humulus lupulus (European hop) is the source of this 3045-nucleotide messenger RNA. RefSeq names its product putative pentatricopeptide repeat-containing protein At1g69350, mitochondrial. Gene Ontology annotation, cellular component: intracellular membrane-bounded organelle. Gene Ontology annotation, molecular function: protein binding; RNA binding. Lineage: Eukaryota; Viridiplantae; Streptophyta; Magnoliopsida; Rosales; Cannabaceae. The coding region runs from base 379 to 2802 and encodes 807 amino acids. The transcript has a single exon. The record is from RefSeq and is a predicted model, not a curated record. Gene Ontology annotation, biological process: RNA modification.
AGGGUAUCAACUUGAUUUAUGGUGUGUUAAAUUUGCUAGCCAUCCUUAUCUCUAUUAAAACUUUCUAGCAGGGACAAAAGCAACUAGGAAAAAGAGGCAUAUAAUGAUGAAAGUACUCUAGUUGGCCAAAGCCGAAGCUUAGGAUGCUUCCCUUACUUGGACUUGGUUUUCUGGUCUCUCAUUCUCACCACUCUGCCGAGAAAAUGAUAGGACCAUUUAGAACGUUGAAAGUAUUUGACACUUUAGCUUACUUAGUUCGUGCUGUAGCCCACUGAGGUCAAAACUGGUUUCGCAGCUAAAACCUUUAGACGUUCAUGCCGUUCCCACUGAUUUAGUUGACCAAUCUUCUACUUGAGCCACAAGUUGAAGAAGAUAACAAUGACCCUUUACAUGCCCUUAUUCAGGUCCUGCACCACCUUAAGAACACUUGUUCAAGUCCAUGCCCACCUCUUUGUCUCUGGUCUCCACAAAGACCCACAAGCUUCAACCAAGCUAAUACAGUCCUAUGCCCAAAUGGGUUCCCUCCAAUCCUCAAGACAAGUCUUCGAAACCUUCACCCACCCAGAUUUUUUUAUGUGGGGUGUGCUUAUCAAAUGCUAUGUGUGGAACCACUUAUUUGAAGAAGCCAUUGCAUUGUACCAUAAAAUGUUGUACCUUCGAAUCCAUGUCAAUAGAUUUAUAUUCCCAUCCGUUCUGAGAGCUUUUUCCCGUUCUGGUGAUGUGGAUAGUGGUGGUAAGCUUCAUGGGAGAGCAAUCAAAUGUGGAUUUGAUAAUGAUGGUAUUGUUCAGACUUCGCUGCUCCUUAUGUAUGGGGAAUUUGGGUGCUUAGAUAAUGCUCGGGAGGUGUUUGAGGCAAUGUCAGUGAAAGACUUAGUUGCAUGGAGUGCCAUGAUUGAAUCUUGCGUGGAGAACGGGAUGGCAAAUGAAGGCUUGGACAUGUUUUGUUGGAUGGUCUGUGAAGGUGUUAACCCAGAUUCAGUCACAAUGCUUAGUGUGGUUGAUGCUUGUGGUGAUUUGGGGUCUUCAAGACUAGUUAAAUCGGUCCAUGGUUACAUUGUGAGAAGAAGCAUAAAAACUGAUGGGUCCUUGGAUAGUUCUCUGAUUAUCAUGUAUAGCAAAUGUGGAGACUUACAUGGUGCAGAGAUGCUUUUUGAAAAUGUAACUCGUCCAAGUACUUCUUCUUGGACUGCAAUGCUUUCCUGCUACAAUCAAAAUGGUUGCUUCAGAAAAGCAAUAGAUAUUUUUGUGAAAAUGCAGUUGAUGAAAGUUGAACCGAAUUCACUAACCAUGAUGAGUGUUCUACGUUCUUGUGCCAAUUUAGGUCUGCUCAAAGAAGGGAAAUCAAUCCAUUGCUUUGCUAUUAGAAAAGCUGUAGACUUUGAUAUUCUAAAACCAACAUUGCUAGAGUUAUAUGCUCAUUGCAGGAGACUAAGUGACUGUGAGAAGAUUCUUCUUACAACUGGAGAGAAGAAUAUUGUGCAGUGGAAUACACUUAUUUCGAUUCUUGCUCGCAAGGGUCUUUUGAAGGAGGCAUUAUUAGUUUUUAAACUGAUGAUAACAGAAGGACUAAUGCCAGACUCAUAUAGCCUUGCAAGCUCCCUGUCAGCUUGUGGAAAUGUGGGUCAAUUACAUCUUGGACAUCAGAUACAUAGUCACAUCUUAAAAAGAAGUUAUUUUGAUGAGUUUGUCCAGAAUUCAUUAAUUGACAUGUACUGCAAAUGUGGUAUUAUGGAUUCAUCAUACAAGAUAUUUGACAAGCUUAAACAGAAAAGUGUUGUGACAUGGAAUUGUAUGAUCUGUGGAUUUUCCCAGAAUGGUUACUCAUCUGAGGCAAUCAGUCUUUUUGAUCAAAUGUACUCUACCCGGCUUCAGAUGAAUGAAGUGACCUUCUUGCUAGUAAUCCAAGCUUGCUCCGAAUUAGGUUACUUAGAAAAGGGAAAAUGGCUUCACCACAAGCUCAUUACGUGUGGUAUGAGCCAAGAUACUUAUGUUGGUACUGCUCUAACUAACAUGUAUGCUAAGUGUGGGGACCUUAUAACUGCUCGCAGAGUUUUUGAUAGCAUUUCUGAAAAGAGUAUUGUAUCAUGGAGCGUCAUGAUUGCCGGGUAUGGCAUACAUGGUGAGAUCAAUGGGGCCAUAACACUCUUUAAUCAGAUAUUAGAAUCAGGAAUGAAACCAAAUGAUGUUACCUUUAUGAAUGUUUUAUCAGCUUGCAGCCACGCAGGUUCUGUCGAAGAAGGAAAACUAUAUUUCAAGAUGAUGAAGAAUUUUGGUAUUGAGCCAAACACUGAACAUUUUGCUUGUAUGGUUGACCUUCUGAGUCGAGCUGGUGAUCUCUAUGGAGCAUAUGAUAUUAUCAAAUCCAUGCCAGUGUUUGUGGAAGCUAGCAUCUGGAGUUCCUUGCUUAAUGGUUGUCGAAUUCACCAAAGAAUGGACAUGCUUAAUAAUAUUCAAAAAGACAUUUCAGAUAUAAGUAGUGAUGAUCCUGGAUACUAUACUUUGUUAUCUAACAUAUAUGCUGAAGAAGGAAACUGGGAUGAAUUUGGGAAGGUGAGAUCAAGGAUGAAACAUAUUGGCCUGAAGAAGAUUCCGGGAUACAGUACAAUUGAGCUUGAAAACAGAACUUAUAGAUUUGGAGCUGGAGAUGUUCCUCAUCCAGACAUGAAGGAAAUCUGUAGAUUUUUAGACAACUUUAAGUGUCUGGCACAGGAACAAGAUUGUAGCAUAGAAUAUAAUGGUACAUUAUCUUACAGUAACAUAUUAUCUUGGGACAAUAAAGCUAUGAAGUUUGGAGCUGCCUAAUUCAUUGAAGCCAUAUACUAUCCUCAUGAUUGAAACACCUGAUUACACCAGCAGUCGAAGGUAGUUCUGGUAGGUUUUUUGUUCAUGUCGUUGUAAUAUGAUGACAUAUACAUGCACAAAAGCGUUCUAAAAAAAGGAUGAGGUACCACUUGGCUAUGUUGAUAAGUUAGAGACGGACAACCUAUUCUGUAACUAACGAUUGAAAAAGAAAAUAAGUAUAAAGAAAGCUAUUAUUUCAUAUCA